AUGGGAGUACCAGCGUUCUUUCGUUGGCUGAGCCGCAAGUACAGCAGCGUUAUUGUCGAAUGUGUUGAACAAAGGCCAACCGACGUAGAUGGCCAACUCGUUUACGUAGAUUCGUCCCUACCAAACCCAAAUGGUGUGGAGUUCGACAAUUUGUAUUUGGACAUGAACGGCAUCAUCCAUCCAUGUACGCAUCCUGAGGAUAAACCACCUCCUAAGGAUGAGGACGAGAUGAUGGUCGCCAUCUUCGAGUGCAUUGACCGAUUGUUCCGUAUCGUGAGGCCUAGGAAGUUGUUGUACAUGGCUAUUGAUGGUGUUGCUCCUAGAGCUAAAAUGAACCAACAAAGGUCAAGAAGAUUUAGAGCAUCUAAAGAAACUCAGGAAAAGAUUGAGGAAAUUGCCCGUAUUCGGUCUGAAUUGCAAGCUAAAGGAGCAUAUCUGCCACCUGAGAGGCCUAAGGAAGCUCAUUUUGAUUCCAACUGUAUUACACCUGGUACACCUUUCAUGGACAGAUUGAGUAAAUGCUUACAUUAUUAUAUACAUGACAGAUUGAACAAUGAUCCUGGUUGGAAAGGAAUCAAAGUAAUACUAUCAGAUGCCAAUGUCCCGGGUGAAGGAGAGCAUAAGAUUAUGGACUACAUUAGAAGACAGAGGGCUCAACCAGAUCAUGACCCAAACACCCAACAUGUACUAUGUGGAGCUGAUGCAGAUCUGAUUAUGUUGGGGCUUGCAACACAUGAACCUAACUUCACUAUUAUUAGGGAGGAAUUUAAGCCUAAUAAACCCAGACCUUGUGAUGUCUGUGGACAGACAGGACAUGAGAUGAAAGAGUGUACAGGCACAACCCCUGAUGCAGCAUUGGUUCGAUCAGAUCCAGCUUUUGGGAACCAGGAUAGUUUUAUAUUUGUGAGACUGAGUGUGUUGCGGGAGUACCUCGAAAAAGAGUUACAAAUGCCGAAUUUACCGUUCAACUAUGAUUUUGAACGUGCAUUAGAUGACUGGGUGUUUAUGUGUUUCUUCGUGGGUAAUGACUUCUUACCACAUUUACCCAGUCUGGAGAUCAGGGAGGGAGCGGUCGACCGGCUUGUCAAUUUAUAUAAGAAGUGCGUCUAUAAAACUAGGGGAUGGAUAACAGAUUCUGGAGAUGUGAACCUUGACAGGGUUCAAGUCAUUAUGGAUGAGCUUGGUCGUAUGGAAGAUGAAAUCUUUAGGCGGAGACAUCAAAAUGAAGUCAGCUUCAAAGCGCGCGAAAAAGCUAAAAAACAACAAAAAAUCAAUUUUGAAUUGUUGGAAAGAACACAAUUUGCUCCAAUGCCAUUGGGUGCUGCCUCGAAGUCAGUAGAGAAUGCGCGUCAGGAAGCCGCCAAUAUACGUUUAGCUGGUAUGCAGGCUGUCGCUGCGCAAGAAGCAGGAAGAGAUCAACGUGGCAGAAAGCGGUCCGCGGCCGAGGCGGGGCUCGACGAUGAUGAUGACGAGAAGCACGAUGAGGUGCGUCUCUGGGAGGACGGCUUCAAGGAACGCUACUAUGAGAGCAAGUUCGAGGUGGCCAGAGACAAUUUGGAGUUUAGAUACCGCGUGGCGCUGCAGUACGUGCGCGGCCUGUGCUGGGUGCUGCGCUACUACUACCAGGGCUGCGCCAGCUGGAAGUGGUACUUCCCCUACCACUACGCGCCAUUCGCCUCCGACUUCGUCAACAUACAGGGACUGUCCACCAAGUUCGAGAAGGGCACGCAGCCUUUCCGCCCCCUGGAGCAGCUGAUGGGCGUGUUCCCUGCCGCCAGCGCGCAGCACGUGCCGCGGCCGUGGGCGCAGCUCAUGAGCGACCCGUUCUCUCCAAUUAUCGACUUCUAUCCCACGGACUUCAAGAUCGACCUGAACGGCAAGAAGUUUGCUUGGCAGGGUGUAGCUCUGCUGCCAUUUGUAGAUGAAGCCAGAUUGUUUAAGGCUCUCGAACCAUAUUAUAAAGAUUUGACACAGGCCGAAAUACAGCGUAAUAUAAAAGGCCACGAUCGUCUCUACGUAGCGCCGGCCAACAAGAGCUACGAGUUCCUGCAAGCGUUGUACCAAGAAGCGGGGGCAGAUUUGAGGAAGUUAAUAGAGAACGAACAGCGGUACCCAUUCCGUUGUGAGGGCGUUCGUGGCGACGUUAUGCUCAGUGCCGACAAUGUGUGCAUUGGGGGUCAACUAGCAUCACCAGUGAUCGGUCUCCGCCCGGUCCUGGACAACCGGGUCAUCUGCGUCAGGUUCCAAGACCCUCAGUACCCGGAGGAGUUCAUCUUCCCCGCGAGGAGGCUGCGCGGUGCCGUGGAGGCGCCCAGGGUGUUGAAGCCAGGGAACCUGUCCCAUGAGGAAAAUAGAAACUGGAGACCACAGAUUGGCAUGGUGCGGUCGAACACGGUCGCGUCGCUGGAGGCCGCCGGGCACAGGAUGCUGGGCCACCAGCUGUCGCGCAGCCACUCCUACGGCAGCGUGCCGCCGCCGCCCUCGCACCACAAUCGUUCGCAAUCGCAAUCACAGUCUUUUGGACCACGGCGUGGCGGUUACGUGCCCAAUCAACAAUACAACCAAGGGUACGACCAAUCGGGAUACCAGUCAGGGUCAAACCAAGGCAGAUACGGUCACAACCAGGAUAGACACGGCUCUAGCCACGAUAGAUACAGUGGCUCGAACCAAGGUUACAGGCAAAACCAAGGCCACAGAUACCAAAAUCCAAACCAAGGCUAUUCCUCGAACCAGCAGGGACACCACAGACAGAAUAACACAUCACGAGAUGGUCAGAGAAAUCACAACGGUCCGCGACCGUCUGGUCCGAAAGAUGUUGCAGUGCAUCAAUUUCUACGACGUUCAACCUACCGCCAGGAACUUUCC
Molecule: messenger RNA, 2865 nt
Organism: Brenthis ino (lesser marbled fritillary)
Lineage: Eukaryota; Metazoa; Arthropoda; Insecta; Lepidoptera; Nymphalidae
Source: the annotation of a GenBank genome assembly